AUAAAGAAAUUAAAGUUAAAAAAAAACAAAAAUAAAAUCUAAAAAAUGCAAAACAUCAACUAAACAGAAAUAAUGUUGACAACAAAAAAUUAUUUGAUUGAUGGUCAUCAAGAUAAUGAAAGUUUAGAUUAUUCCUAACUUAGAACUAUGACUUCUACUUAAACACACGACCAUAAUAAUCUAAAUAACUUUAAUGGAUCAGAAAACUCUACUUAGAAGCUAAGAGUUGAUAAACAAGAUGAAAAUAAAAGAGAAAUUCAUAAUGAAUACUUAAAUCUUUUAGCUGUUACUGAUAAUUAUUUUAAUGAUGAUAGCUUCGAAGAAUAAAUUAAAGCUUACUAGGAAGAUCUAUCUUUGCAAAAAAAUGAUAUAAAUUUUUUCUUUGAUAAUACUAACUACAAUAAAUAUCAACAAACUCAUGAAAACCUGUUCUUGAGUGAGGAAGAAAACCUAAACAUUCAAAAUAAUGAUUAAUUUUAAAUGUAAUAAAAUACUUUCUUGAAUGAUGAAGAAAAACUGUUCGUGAAUAACGAUGAAAACCUUUUCUAGGAAGAUCAAGAAAACCUAAAGAUUUAAUUGAAUGGUUAAUUUUAAAUUUAAUAAAAUAAUAAUCCAGCUAAAUAAUUAGAAUAUAACCCUUUUUAUCCACAAUACGCAAAUUAAUAAUUAAAUUAUUUAAACUACCCAAUUAACGCAGAAAAUGAUUUUGAAUAGUAAGAAUGUCUAUUUAAUUAAGAAUCUUCUGAAGAUUAAAAUGAACUUUAAAUUUAUUAACGGAUGGAUUUCAACUACUAAAAUGAAUAAAAUAUAGAAACUCCCCCUAAAUGUGCUGCUCCAAUUGAGAAAUAAAUCAAAAAAAAAAGAAACAGAAUUAAAAAAUAAAAUUAACUAGGCGGAGAUAAGUGCUAAGAAACAAAAAAUUUAGCAAAUAUCAUUUUCAGAUUUUUAUUUCAAAGAGUAGAAGAAUUUGGUUAUAAAAUAGAAUAUAGUGGAAAAGGAAGCAUUGGAUUUACUAAAUUUAAUAAUAUUUUAAUUGAAGAAUUGAACAAAUUAUCAAAUGAUGAUUAACAAAAUUUAAUAAACGUUUUCAUACAAAUUGUCAAUACAAGCUUAAUAAAAAAAGCCAUAAAUUCUAAAAAUUACAAAACUAUGUACGAAAUUAUUAAAUAUAAAGAAGGACUAUAAGUUAUGAUAUAGAAUCCUGGCAAAUUUAAUUCAAUAAAAAGAGCUAAUGAUUACGCAAUUAAAUAAUAUUAAAAAUGA
This is a messenger RNA of Tetrahymena thermophila SB210, 1263 nucleotides long. RefSeq lists its product as hypothetical. The record is from RefSeq and is a predicted model, not a curated record. The transcript has a single exon. NCBI's taxonomy places the organism in Eukaryota, Ciliophora, Oligohymenophorea, Hymenostomatida, Tetrahymenidae.